UAUCACUUUUUGUUUUCGUUUUUGUUUUUGUUUUUUUUUUGCCCUUUUUGGAUAGAUAUUAGAGAAAGAGAGAGUGAAACAGAAAUGGCGACGGCGAAUUCUCCAAACACCAGCAACAACUCUGAUUCCGAUGUCGAAGACCCUAACCCUAAUCCUUCAAGUAAUAAUAACAAUGCAUCAAUUAUUCCUUCUGCUGAGUCCAGUACCCCUUCCGUCUGCCUCAUCCGCUUCGCUGGUGACUCCGCUGCAGGCGCCUUUAUGGGCUCCAUCUUCGGCUACGGUUCGGGAUUGAUUAAGAAGAAAGGCUUCAAAGGAUCCUUUGGGGAAGCAGGAUCUUGUGCCAAGACUUUUGCAGUUCUAUCUGGAGUACACAGUUUGGUUGUCUGCUUUCUGAAGAGGCUGCGAGGGAAGGAUGAUGUCAUCAAUGCUGGAGUAGCUGGAUGUUGUACUGGUCUUGCUCUGAGUUUUCCAGGUGCACCUCAGGCACUUCUGCAGAGUUGCCUUACUUUUGGAGCAUUCUCAUUCAUCAUCGAAGGGCUGAACAAGAAGCAAGCAGCACUGGCUCACUCUAUUUCUUCAAGGAAUAAAUGUGACUAUCACAGCAAACCUUGUCCGCUAGCACUCCCUCUUUCAGUCCCUCUUCCAGAUGAACUAAAAGGGGCCUUCUCCUUUUUCUGCAAGUCCUUAAGGAAACCCAAGAGUGCCAAUUUUCCCGCCGCCGCCCCCUGAUUAAACCAGGAGCAAAUUCAUAAUGUUUAGAUUGCUGGUAUGGUGACAUUGUAUCAUGUAAAUCUGUAGUCUUAGAUUCUGAAGCUUGCUGCAGGCUUAGACAAUGAAAUGAUUUCUUGUUUGGCAAUGCAUAUUUAUUUUUGGCUGACA
Molecule: messenger RNA, 879 nt
Organism: Populus trichocarpa (black cottonwood)
Lineage: Eukaryota; Viridiplantae; Streptophyta; Magnoliopsida; Malpighiales; Salicaceae
Product: mitochondrial import inner membrane translocase subunit TIM22-3
Exons: 5
Coding region: 85-729 (214 amino acids)
Biological process (GO): protein insertion into mitochondrial inner membrane; protein targeting to chloroplast
Cellular component (GO): chloroplast envelope; TIM22 mitochondrial import inner membrane insertion complex
Molecular function (GO): transmembrane protein transporter activity
Source: RefSeq, a predicted model, not a curated record